GAAGGAACUAUAUAUGUCUGGAAAUGAGUUCAACGGGCCCAUUCCAAGUUCCUUAUCCAACAUCUCCGGAAUUGAAUAUCUCUACUUAUCAAGAAAUGACUUCCGUGGUUCAAUUCCUUCACUUGGAAAGAUGACUGAUCUUCUCGAGUUGAAUCUAGCCAACAACGAUCUCAUUUCCACCACGGAUCUCAUCGGUCGUUUUUUCGAUUCUCUUACAAACUGCACCCAUUUGGAGGUGUUCUCGCUGACAACCAACCGUUUAGCAGGCCAGCUCCCAACUUCAAAUGGGAAUCUCUCCACCCAUCUCCAAGAUUUUAGUGUGGAUGACAAUCUCUUUUCAGGUUCAUUCCCACGUGGCGUCCACAACUACCGCAACCUAACAAUCCUAGAUCUGCAACAAAAUUCCUUCACGGGAAGCGUCCCCAAGUCCAUUGGCCUACUCCGCAAACUGCAGAAAUUCUCUCUCCAAGAAAACAGCUUUGCCGGAGAAAUACCAGACAUUUUCAGCAAUCUUACACAGUUGUAUCGGCUCAAUUUAAGUGAUAACCAGUUCUAUGGCAGGAUUCCGCUGAGCAUAGGUGACUGUCAGCAUCUGGAACUGUUGGAUAUCUCUGGCAACAAGCUCACAGGAAACAUACCCAAAGAGCUCUUCAAUCUCCCAGAUUUAACCUUCAACUUGAGCUUAGCUAGGAACUUUCUUAAUGGUCCCCUGCCAAUAGAAGUGGGUCAGCUGAACAUGCUCGGUUUCAUGGACAUCUCUGAGAAUGAGCUAUCAGGGACUAUUCCUGUCUCCAUUGGUGACUGUUCAAGCUUACUAGGCCUGAACAUAGCCAGGAACCGAUUCGAAGGCCUGAUCCCAGAAUCAUUUGGCCGAUUAGGAAGCCUGGAGAGCUUGGACCUUUCAUUUAAUAAUCUAUCUGGACAGAUCCCAAUUGGCUUAGAGAAGCUCAGGUUUCUGCAGAACCUGAAUUUGUCCUUCAACAAUCUCCAAGCAAAGGUGCCAGUUGAGGGGGUUUUCAGAAUCAUUGGCUGGGAAUCAUUGCAAGGAAAUAAGGGGCUCUGUGGUGACACAAAGGAUACACAGAAGAAGUUGAGGCUGCCUGCAUGCAGCAAGAAUGGGUCUUCUUCUCUUAAGCUCAAAAUUGCUGUUCCAAUUGCUAGCUCUGUGGCACUUUUAUGUGUUCUCUUCUCUUUAAUAUCUAUAGCGAAUUCAAAGAAACGGAAAAGCAAUAUUGAAGGAAGUUCCUGGCGUGCUUCCUUCAAAGGUCGACGUAGGAAGAUAUCAUAUGAAGAUAUUUUAUCUGCAACAAACAAUUUCGACUCGAGGAAUUUGAUAGGUAAGGGAGGCUUCAGCUCGGUUUAUAAAGGAAUUAUUAGUGGUGAAAAUGGAAAAUCCACUACCGUUGCCAUUAAGGUGCUUGACCUCAAUAAAAGAAAAGCUUCUAAGAGCUUUGCAUCAGAAUGCGAGACUCUGAGAAACAUUCGGCAUCGUAACCUGGUCAAGAUCAUCACGUCAUGCUCCAGCAUCGACCACAGCAGAGCCGAAUUUAAAGCUCUUGUUAUGGACUUCAUGUCUAAUGGCAGUCUGGAGGAAUGGCUGCAUCCGGGGGAGAGCGCGACUAUGAUGAGACUGAAUCUGCUUCAGAGACUGAACAUCAGUAUAGAUGUAGCUGCCGCCAUGGACUAUCUGCACCAUGAUUGUGACCCACCUGUGGCCCACUGUGAUCUGAAACCAGGCAAUGUGCUCUUGGACGAUGAGAUGAUUGCUCAUGUUGGGGAUUUCGGAUUGGCGAGAUGUCUCUUUCCUUCGGAGAAGCACAGUAGCACAAUCGAACUGAAGGGAUCUGUUGGGUAUAUUGCCCCAGAGUAUGGUUUAGGCAGCAAAGCAUCGAUGAGUGGAGAUGUUUACAGCUACGGAAUACUAUUGUUGGAGAUUUUGACAGGCAAGAAGCCCACAGAUGACAUGUUCAAGGAUGGAUUAAAUCUGAAUAAAUUUGCAGCUGCAGUAUUUGAGAAUCGAGUUGCAGAAAUUGUUGAUCCUGGCAUGCUGGAAGACGAUGAUGACUUUGAGAGAAGUAACAGCACCAGCAGAAACACCUACACAAACAGCAACAUCAGCAAUGAUAGUAUUAGUGGCGGAAGUCACGGAAACAUAAAUAAUGAGACAGGACUCAAUUGGCAGAGUAGAAAAGAAGAGUGUUUGGAGGACCUGAUACGAAUCGGUCUUUCAUGCGCGGCAUACACACCCAAGGUUCGUCCCAAAAUGAGAGAAAUUUUAGUUGAAAUGCACCACAUAAAAGAAUCAUUGUUUCAGUUGGGAGGGAACUAAUUUUCUUUCAAAAUCAAUUCUUAUCAUGAUAGUAAUUUGUGGUGGAUCAAGAGAGUCAUGUUUUAGUUCAAGAGCUUUAGGGAGACUUUAUCGUGUGGAUUUUCCUUGUAAAUAAUAUGAUGAUGAAAAUAAUUUUUUGUGGCUUUUCCUUUAUUUUAAUGAUGAUGCACAGGUCUAGAACUAG
This is a messenger RNA of Magnolia sinica, 2513 nucleotides long. RefSeq names its product probable LRR receptor-like serine/threonine-protein kinase At3g47570. The record is from RefSeq and is a predicted model, not a curated record. The transcript has 2 exons. Gene Ontology annotation, biological process: protein phosphorylation. Bases 14 to 2329 code for a protein of 771 amino acids. Gene Ontology annotation, molecular function: protein binding; protein kinase activity; ATP binding. NCBI's taxonomy places the organism in Eukaryota, Viridiplantae, Streptophyta, Magnoliopsida, Magnoliales, Magnoliaceae.